Messenger RNA from Closterium sp. NIES-67, 1294 nucleotides. The record is from the annotation of a GenBank genome assembly. NCBI's taxonomy places the organism in Eukaryota, Viridiplantae, Streptophyta, Zygnematophyceae, Desmidiales, Closteriaceae.
CAACAGAGGACAUGGGGAAAGGGAGGGGAAAUGGAGGGGAGGAGAGAGGUAACGCUGCUGGAGACGAGGGGGACAGGGAGAGGUGGAGGGGUUUAGACGGAAAGGAGGGCAGGGGGAAAGGGAGAGACGGGCAGGGGGAAAGGGAGAGAAGGGCAGGGGAAACGGGAGAGAACGGCAGUGGGAAAGGGAGGGGCAGGGGGGAAGGGAGAGGGGGGCAGGGGGAAAGGGAGAGGAGGGCAGGGGGAAUGGAAGAGAAGGGCAGGGGGGAAGGGAGAGGAGGGCAGGGGGAAAGGGAGAGAAGGGCAGGGGGAAACGGAGAGGGCAGGAGGAAGGAGAGAGGAUGGCAGGGGGAAAGGGAGAGAAGGGCAGGGAGAAAGGGAGAGGGGCAGGGGGAAAGAGAGAGAAGGGUAGGGGGAAAGAGAGAGGAGGGCAGGGAAAAGGGUAGAGGAGGGCAGGGGGAAGGGGAGAGAAUAGCAGGGAGAAAGGGAGAGGAGGGCAGGGGGAAAGGGAGAGGGCAGCGGGAAGGGGAGAGGAGGGAAGGGGGAAGGGGAGAGGAUGGGAGGAAGAAAGGGAGAGGAGGGCAGGGGGAGAGGAGGGCAGGGGGAAGGGGAGAGGAUGGCAGGGAGAAAGGGAGAGGAUGGCAGGAGGAUAGGGAGAGAAGGGUGGGGAGAAAGGGAGAGAAGGGCAGGGGAGAAGGGAGAGAAGGGCAGGGGGAAAGGGAGAGAAGGGAAGGGGGAAAGAUAGAGAACGGCAGGGGGAAGGGGAGAGGAGGGCAGGGGGAAGGGGAGAGGAUGGCAGGGAGAAAGGGAGAGGAGGGCAGGGGGGAAGGGGGAGGAGGGCAGGGGGAAAGGGAGAGAAGGGCGGGGGGGAAGGGAGAGAAGGGCAGGUGGAAAGAGAGAGAAGGGCAGGGGGAAGGGGAGAGGAGGGAAGGGGAAAGGGGAGAGGAUGACAGGGAGAAAGGGAGAGGAGGGCAGGGGGAAAGGGAGAGGAGGGCAGGGGUAAUGGGAGAGAAGGGAGGGGGGAAAGGGAGAGAAUGGCAGGGGGAAAAGGAGAGAAGGGAAGGGGAAACGAGAGAGAAGGGCAGGGGGAAGGGGAGAGGAGGGCAGGCGAAAGGGGUGAUGAUGGCAGGGAGAAAGGGAGAGGAGGGCAGGGGGAAAGGGAGAGGAGGGCAGGGGGGACGGGAGAGAAGGGCGGGGGGAAAGGGAGAGAAGGGCAGGGGGAAGGGAGAGAAGGGAUUUUGGGGAAAGGAAGAGGCACAUCUGAGUCUAUUGUGAUUAUAACAUCUCUCUCUCAU